GUGUCGGCAGGUGGAGGGAGAAGGGAAAGUUUGGCCCGUGCGUGGGGCUGGGUGGAGGGCGGGACAGAGGGGUUGGGCCCAGGCGAAGCUCCUGUCGCUGCUGCAGCGGAGGCCGAGGCCGGGACGUGGGCCGGGCGGGGGAGUGCCGGCCGCGGAGGAGCAGGACGCUAGGUCGGCCGGCACUUCGAGCCCCCAGCCGCUCUGCCGCGCGGCCACCCCGCGCCCAGGCGCCGUCCGACCCGUGGCUGUUCCCGAGGCGGUUGGUGGGGGCGCGGCAGCAGCGGUUGGGGGUGGGGAGAGGCGCGGCGAGGAGACGAGAGGUCAGCGAGUUUGAGGGAGGACUGAGUGCCCGGCCGCCGUCAUGUCCGAGGACUCGAGCGCCCUGCCCUGGUCCAUCAACAGGGACGAUUACGAGCUGCAGGAGGUGAUAGGGAGUGGAGCAACAGCUGUGGUCCAAGCAGCAUAUUGUAUCCCUAAAAAGGAGAAAGUGGCAAUCAAACGGAUAAACCUCGAGAAAUGUCAAACUAGCAUGGAUGAACUCCUGAAAGAAAUUCAAGCCAUGAGUCAGUGCCAUCAUCCCAAUAUUGUGUCUUACUACACAUCUUUUGUGGUAAAAGAUGAGCUGUGGCUAGUCAUGAAGCUGCUAAGUGGAGGUUCUGUUCUGGAUAUUAUUAAGCACAUUGUGGCAAAGGGGGAACAUAAAAGUGGAGUCCUAGAUGAAGCUACCAUUGCUACAGUACUCAGAGAAGUGCUGGAGGGGUUGGAAUACCUGCAUAAAAAUGGACAGAUUCACAGAGAUGUGAAAGCUGGAAAUAUUCUUCUUGGAGAAGAUGGCUCAGUACAGAUUGCAGACUUUGGGGUUAGUGCUUUUUUAGCAACUGGUGGUGAUAUUACCCGAAAUAAAGUGAGAAAGACCUUUGUUGGAACCCCUUGCUGGAUGGCCCCUGAAGUUAUGGAACAGGUCCGAGGUUAUGAUUUCAAAGCUGACAUCUGGAGUUUUGGGAUCACAGCGAUUGAACUGGCCACGGGGGCAGCUCCUUAUCAUAAGUACCCGCCAAUGAAGGUUUUAAUGCUGACACUGCAGAAUGAUCCUCCUUCUUUGGAAACUGGUGUUCAAGAUAAAGAAAUGCUGAAAAAAUACGGAAAAUCAUUUAGAAAAAUGAUUUCAUUGUGCCUUCAAAAGGAUCCAGAAAAAAGACCAACAGCAGCAGAACUAUUAAGGCACAAAUUUUUCCAAAAAGCAAAGAAUAAAGAAUUUCUUCAAGAAAAAAUAUUGCAGAGAGCACCAACCAUUUCUGAAAGAGCUAAAAAGGUUCGGAGAGUACCAGGUUCCAGUGGCCGUCUUCAUAAGACAGAAGAUGGUGGCUGGGAGUGGAGUGAUGAUGAAUUUGAUGAAGAAAGUGAGGAAGGGAAAGCAGCAAUUUCACAACUCAGGUCUCCCAGAGUGAAAGAAUCAUUAACAAAUUCUGAGCUGUUUUCGACAACUGAUCCUGUGAGUACUUUACUCCAAGUUCCAGAACAGAUUUCUGCUCAUCUACCUCAGCCAGCUGGGCAGAUGCCUGCACAGCCAACUCAAGUCUCUCUCCCGCCCACCGCGGAGCCAGCAAAACCAGCUCAGGCUCUGUCUUCAGGAGCAAGUUCACAAGAAACCAAGAUCCCCAUUAGUCUAGUACUAAGAUUACGGAAUUCAAAAAAAGAAUUAAAUGAUAUUCGAUUUGAAUUUACUCCUGGGAGAGAUACAGCAGAGGGUGUCUCUCAGGAACUCAUCUCCGCUGGCCUCGUUGAUGGAAGGGAUUUAGUAAUAGUGGCAGCUAAUUUGCAGAAAAUUGUGGAAGAACCCCAGUCAAAUCGAUCUGUCACUUUCAAACUGGCAUCUGGUGUCGAAGGCUCGGAUAUUCCUGAUGAUGGUAAACUAAUAGGAUUUGCCCAGCUCAGCAUCAGCUAAAACACAGCCCUGGAGGAGGCGGCCUAAGGAGAUUCCACACAUGCGUAUCUCUGUUGCUUCUGUUGGCCUAAACCCACUACUGCCAAAGAACCCAGCAACAAACCUCCCAGCUAGGAGCUUUAGAGGUCUUCCUUUAUGUUUUUUCUGCCAUCCUUCCCCCUUUUUCCACAGGAAAAGAAAAGUUGGAUCACCAGUGGCCAGCAUCCGUUUAAAGAGUUCCAUUAGUAAACUUACAGCACCUGUCCCCUGUCUCCAUCUGAGAAGUGGCCUGUGUGCCUCAAGGCCCAGGAGGGAGACCUGUCAGCUCCUCUUGCCUUACUCCAGUGGUGGCGCUGGGUGGAGAGUAGCAGCUGUAUCGGGCUUCCUCGUCUGGCUUGUCCUCCCACCCCUGACAGGACGCAGGCAUCUCGGGAUAUCUCUUUACCACUGAAGUAGCAAUUAAAAGUUGAUUGUUCAGCUGGAUCCCAGAGAAUUUAGUGGUUUUUUUUGUUUUGGGGGUUUUUCUUUUUUUCGGUAUCUGAUAUGAAUUCUAGCAGCCUUUGUUAGGAAAAAGCACAGCCUCGAUGGAGGCAGCCCAAACUGUGUUCUUGUUUUAUUCACAAUGUUUCUGAGCGUUUUGCUGAAGCUGCUCUCAGGCACCCCUCUUCAUUGCUUCCUCCAGAAAGGGUUGCUCGCCUUAACUUCAGCUGGUGCAAAACAUCUGACUGUAAUCGAACUUCAACCAUCGGAUCCUUCAAAGUGGAACUUUGGACUGUUUUUAGAGAAAACAUCAAGUAAUGGCUUGUAAAAGAGAAUCUUCCCAGCAGUGGUUUUUGAACAGGAAAAAUCGUAACUCAUAUCAUUGUGGAAGUAUUUAUUUUCAUGUCUUAAAAAGUUGAUUAAAAAAAACUGCUCCUUGAUCCUCCCAUGAAAAUCAGUUUGGCUGGCCUCCAAGUCCUGAGCAAAUGCAAGGCUGAGAUUUCUGCAGCAAUAAAGGAGGCUCACACUGGGCCGGAGAGGCCUGCCUUCUGCCCCUCUCCUGCACUGACCCUCUGGAGGGGGUCCACACUUCUGUGUGCUGAACCUGACCCAAGACGGAAAGUGAAACCACAUGUGCCAUGACUUUUAGGAUCUAUGAGUAGACAGUGCUCAUUUGAUUUUUUACAGAAAUAACAUAAAUUAUUCUUUAGGUUUAGGAAAGAGCACUCAUAAUGCAAUAUGUGAAUCAUCAGUGGGGUUGAUUUUUUUUUUUUUCCUGCUGUUUCACAGUCAGCCUUUGUCUAAUUGCAGAUAGACCUAACAAAUUUUGUAAAUGGAAGGGAUACUCAAUCUGGCCUUAUAACGACACACAAAGAUGGGCUUUGGUCCCAUUGAAAGGGGAGAGUUGCCUCUUACAGAAUCACUCGAGUCCUUUCCAGCACUGUUGGUCCAUGAAUAACAAGAUUGCUUUACCAUUUUUCUCCCGGAGCAUUUCUGAGAGCUUUCCCCACAAUGGACUUGUUACAGCUUUUGUUUCAUUCUGAGCUUGUAGUUUUAGUCAUGGGCUUUCUUCACUUGCCUGGAUACAAAGGCAUGUUGGAAAAGGGGUGGGUGUUGGAGAGGAAGGGAGGGGGUGGUUUGGGAUGGGGCCUGGGAGGAAAGUAGAUUAGAGGAUCAGACACUAAAGUCCAAGGUCCCAGCAGGAUUGGUAAAAGAAAGGAGCCUGCUGAGCCUGGAGCAAGAAAAGGAGAUUGAUCAGCUUGCUGGAAAAAUUCUGUGUUUUUCUUUUCCUUUCUUCUUUCUUCCUCUGUUUUUUUAGAGGAGGGUUGCGGGAAUAAGGACAGGAAGGUAGGAAUAAGUUACGAAAAACAGGUCGUGCCUUUGGCACAAGACAAGGGGCUUACCUUAGAGUCUGUGUUUUGGUUUCAAAUAAGCCCAUCAUCAUCUACUUAUUUAUGAAUCCAAAGGGUGGUGGCAUCACUCUGUUCUACCUUUUAUUUGGAGGUGGUUGGGAGCCCAGGCUGGGAUUAAGCAGCAUCCCAUCCCCCAAUUCAGUUUCUCCAGCUGGCCAUUACCUUUGAACUUCAGUGGGACAGGAAGGACAAUGGAAGUGGGCUGGGGCUUUCUCUUUCUCUUCCAGUCAUUUUUAUGCCCUGCUGGGAAUUAGGAGUCAGACACCACGCCCCAGGACAGUGUUAUUUCUUCUGCAUGAUGUAUGGUGGACUCCCUUUGCUGACUUGUGCAGUGAUGCUGAAAAAAAUGAGUGAACAGAAACUUCCCAGCUGGUACAGCAGGUGACCUGGUGAGCAACCUCAUUCCCUCCCAGGAGUUCAGGAUACACCUCUCCCUGAGUCCCAGGAUCCCCUGGUCCCUGGGAUAGGGACUAACUUAGCACAAGGUAAUGUGUGCCAAUGCUAUUUGUGAAACAUAUGGUCUUUCUAAAUGACUAAUGGAUUUGUUUGGGGUUUUUUGUUUAAGUUUUGAACCAAAUCCUAGAGCCAGCUGAUAUUCUAAUAAUCUGGAGGAGAGAAUUAUGGUGUAUCAAAAAAUGGAGGUUCCUCCUGAUGACGUAUGCUAGAUUAUGGAAGAUGUAAAAUAUUUCACUACCCCCCUCCUUUUUUUUUGUUGUUUUGACUUUAUACUUUUCUGCAUGUUUCAUUAAUUUUUAAUCAAUAAAGAAUAAAUUGUC
Camelus dromedarius (Arabian camel) is the source of this 4592-nucleotide messenger RNA. RefSeq names its product oxidative stress responsive kinase 1 (gene OXSR1). The coding region runs from base 362 to 1945 and encodes 527 amino acids. The transcript is spliced from 18 exons. Gene Ontology annotation, molecular function: protein serine/threonine kinase activity; ATP binding. Gene Ontology annotation, cellular component: cytoplasm. NCBI's taxonomy places the organism in Eukaryota, Metazoa, Chordata, Mammalia, Artiodactyla, Camelidae. Gene Ontology annotation, biological process: protein phosphorylation. The record is from RefSeq and is a predicted model, not a curated record.